GCCUACCACUCUCUGGUCUAUAUCGCUAGCCUACAACAAAGCUGAUGUUGCUGUUGAUAUUUUAUCAUGGCGGGGGGUUCAGUAUCGGUAUGCACAGAGUGUUUGUUUAAAGUUUUGGUAAUUGGAGAGAGAGGUGCUGGAAAAACCAGCUUUAUCACGAGGUACGUUAACAUGCGCUUCAAGGAGGAGUACAAGGCAUCGAUUGGAGUUGACUUCGCGUUGAAAACGAUCGAAUGGGACAAUAAAACAGUGGUGAGACUUCAGCUUUGGGACAUCGCAGGUAAACCGAAUAUGUUGAGCACACAGACACACAAACACGUGAAACAAUAAAGAGAGGGCUUCCAAUUUACUAUGGAUGGACAGAUGUUUUCAGCUAGCACAAUCAUGUUUUUCUCACUCAUAAAACUAUAAAGCCUAGAAAUAGAAAUAAGAUUAUGCAACUAACUCAAUAAAGCUAAAGAAAAGUUUACUCUAUUAACAAUAACAAUUUCAAUAUUCCUAUAUAGAGAAGUGUAGAAUUGGGCGUCAAAAAAGUGGACUGAAAUUAGAUCCUGAUGAUCUGUGUUUCAGUGAUAUAUUUCAUUGUGGAGUGGGGUUGACAAUAUGAUGACAGUCACAGUUCUGUGUUUCUCUGCUUUUGUUAUUGGGUCUGGGGUUACAGCUUUCUCCUUGCUAGGUUAUCUCCAUGGAUUGUAGACAACAUUUUGCUUUCCAAGUUGUACAUUUUCCACAGCCAGAUUAACAUUUAUGUAAGUGAACAGCUUUCCAUUCAAAGUUAAGGAGGAUUUAAGAAAGCAAAGCAGAUGACAACUGUAUGGCUGUGCCCCAAAUGGCACCCUAUUCCCUUUCUAGUGCACUACUUUUGGCCAGGGCCCAUAGGGACACACUAUGUUUUUCUCUAUUUCCUGAAGGUCAGGAGAGGAUUAGGAACAUGACCAGACUAUACUACAAGGAGGCCAUGGGGGCGUUUGUGGUCUUUGACAUGACCAAGAUGGAGACGUUAGAGGCUGCCUCACAGUGGAAGCAUGACCUAGAUAGCAAAGUGAGACUGGCCAGUGGAAGCCCUAUCCCUGCUGUCCUGUUAGCCAACAAGUGUGACCUGACAGAGGGAAACAAGGAGCUGUCUGCCCUCAUGGACAACUACUGUAAAGAGAAAGGCUUCCUGGGUUGGUUUGAGACAUCAGCAAAGGUAAGGGAGUCAGAGCGAUAUCAGUCAUAGAAUGAAGUCAUGUGAUGUACAUUUUUGGACUUUAACACAGUAACAAUGUACUCAUAAAGGCUUAAGGUGUGUAAACAUUAACUUUAACGUUCAUGCUAUACAGUAGUUACAGUGCUUUAAUGUGGUUUAAAGAAGCUGUGCAUUGUGCAAGACAAACAUUAUGUAGUGCAUUGGCUGUCAGCACAACAACCAUUUGCCCUCACUCAUCUGUUAGUAAAAGCUCUGUUCACCCUCAUAUAGAGUUUGGGGACUAAUGGAUAUUGGGUCAUUCCAUUUCAUUACACCCACCAUCUCAGAUUGUUGUGAAAUCGUUUCUGUAGUUACAAAAACAGAUACGAUUUUUACAUUCCUGAAACAUUAUUUUGUUAAAAUUGAAUUUGAUCUAUGAGAAAUUAAUCUAAUUGAUUGCACCCAAAUCGGCCCUUUUAAUUUAUAGGAUUCACAUAAUAUUUAACAAAUAUAGUACCUAACAGCCGAUUUGGACCAGACUUCUUUCUACCAUUGAGUAAGACAUGAGGAAUCCAAUAAAAUUGUCAAAAGCCACCCACGGACCCCCCACACCCCACGCCAAUCCCACCCCAACAACCAGUAUACAGCAUCAGUUCUCUAUGUUUGACAAGUAGUAUGGAGCUGUGGCUUGGAGUAUUGCUUCUUCACCAUUUGUAAUGUAUUCCCUGUGAGUCUGGUGAUGGCUUUUUCCCUCUGUUUAGAGAAAUUAGACAUUGAAGUCACUUGUAUAAUUUACUAUAAAUUAAUGUGAAAGUAUCAGGUUUUGCCCACUAGAUGCCACUGUUCCUGCUACUGCCACCACACCCUUUUAUCAAUUUUGCUGUUUUAUUAAAUGAGUCACAACAGUUUCUUUGCAACUUUGGGUAGAAAAGCCAAUAGUGUUUGCUCAUGAUGAAAAUAAAUUGUGUGGUCAAUUGUGUGGUCAAGCCAGUCCUCCAUGAAAGCAAUUCAGUUUGUCCUUCUCUUAGCAACCUAAUACUUAAACCUAACUCUCCUUGAAUAGUCCAACAAAUGGCAGCUCUCUGAGGGCUGUAUGUUGCAAUUCUCAUAUGAAGACUUUUCCUACAAGCCCAAAAUGUUCAUGGAGAAAUGGGCUAGUGACUAAAAUGUUGUGACAAUAAUAAAAUUAUAAACCAUUGGGAAAGGGAUACCUAGUCAGUUACACAACUGAAUGCAUUCAACCGAAAUGUGUCUUCCGCAUUUAACCCAAACACUCUGAAUCAAAGAGGUGUGUCAUCGGCGCCCGGGGAGCAGUUGUUGUUGGGGGUUAACUGCCUUGCUCAAGGGCAGAACAGCAGAUUUUUCCACCUUGCUGGCUCUCGGACUAGAACCAGCGCCAUUUCGGGUUACUUGCCCAACGCUCUCAACCACUAGGCUACCUGCCGCCCAUUGCAGUCAUAUGUUUUUCAAUAAAAUGAUAUUGUAGUGUGAUUAGUGACAUUUACCAUUAAACCCAACCCAAUACCAUUACCAUUGCAAAAACUGUACAGUGUGUGUUUGGGACAUUUAACCAUUGAAGACCAUUAGAGACCAUAACAUUGAAACCAGUAGAACUGCUGUAGCCUAAUAUUUUGCUUGUUCACCAGGAAUGGUCGAACAUCAACUAAUACGGCCCUUUUUUGAAGGGAAUAAACCACACACAGAGGGGCCGUUUCCUGGACACAAAUUAAGCCGAGAAGGACAAACUAAAUUGCUUUCAUGGAAGACUGACUUGAAUUGUGAGGUUGACCAUACAAUCUAUUUUCAUCAUGAGCAAAAGCUAACGGUUUUCUACCCAAAGUUGCAAAGAAAAUGUUGUGGUCCAUUUAAAAAAACACGAGACCAGCAAAAUGGACAAAAGUGUUUGGUGACAGUAGCAGGAACAGUGGCAUCUAGUGGGCAAAACGUUGUACUUUCACACUAUAUAAUGCAAGUGACUUCAACGGCUAAUUUCUCAGAACAGGGGGGAAAAAACAUCACCAGAUUCACAGGCAAUAAAUUACAAAGGAUGAAGAAGCAAUACUCCAAGCAGUAGCUCCAUACUACUUGUCAAACAUAGAGAACCAAUAUUGUGUACUGGGUGGCUUUUCAUAAUUUCAUUGGAUUCCUCAUGUUUUACUCAUUGUUAGUAAGAAUUAUGGUCCAAAUCGGAUGUUAGGCACUAUAUUUAUUGAAGAUUAUAUGAAUCCUAUAAAUUAAAAUGGCCAGUUUGGGUGAAAUCAAUUAUCUUAAUUUCUCAGAGAUCAAAUUAUAUUUCAAUCUUAUCAGUUUCCAAGUAUAGAAAAGAUUUCAGAACAAUCUGAGAUGGUGGGUUUCAAAAUCCUUUUGUUGUGCUUUUUGAGGUGGAAUGACUCUGUUGUAAUUGAAUGAAAAACUGCUACAAACCUGAUAUUGACUCUGACUGUGACCAAAAGGGGUUGCAUUUCACCAUUCUUAAAUAACCUCAGAAGGAAUUUAAAAAGUGUUCCUUGUACCAUGUUCCCCUGUGUCUGACUUUCAGGACAAUCUCAAUGUUGACGAGGCAGGAGCCUUCCUAGUGGAGAACAUGCUGCGGAUUGACAGAGGGCUAUCCAGCAGAGACAACAAAAAUGACAGGAUCAACAUGAGACAGUCCAAGGAAACAUUUCAAUGCUGCUAGUACCACCAUGGAGACAAUGGACUCAGGGGACAGAGGGAUAGAGGGACUUGAACAGGGAAGGACAGCUGGGUAAACUCAUACUUGUACAUAAAUAUGUAAUUUCAACCAGCAUUGCCCACUGGUUGUCAGGCAUGUCAGUUUAUAUCAUUCUCAUUUCACACCCUCACAUAUGAUUUCAACACAUUCCAUCAGCAGUACAUGGGUAUCUAUGUGUGGGGUUUGUAAUAAACACCUCUAUGGAGAUGAUUGAGCUCAUAUCCUCUGGUAAUCCACUGAUCCAAUCAGCAGGCAAAUAAACCGACUAGAAGGAAUUCACAGACUGCUACAUAGUCUCCUGAGCUACAGCAGCUUGCUGUGAGAACACUGGCUAUGAUUACAGAAAUAUAAUGAAUAGAAUAUUAAUUCUAUGGCUGUGACACUCCCUUUAU
This is a messenger RNA of Coregonus sp. 'balchen', 4273 nucleotides long. NCBI's taxonomy places the organism in Eukaryota, Metazoa, Chordata, Actinopteri, Salmoniformes, Salmonidae. The record is from the annotation of a GenBank genome assembly.